This is a messenger RNA of Salvia splendens (bonfire salvia), 828 nucleotides long. Its product is annotated as transcription repressor OFP4. The record is from RefSeq and is a predicted model, not a curated record. The transcript has a single exon. NCBI's taxonomy places the organism in Eukaryota, Viridiplantae, Streptophyta, Magnoliopsida, Lamiales, Lamiaceae. The coding region runs from base 1 to 828 and encodes 275 amino acids. Gene Ontology annotation, biological process: negative regulation of DNA-templated transcription.
AUGAAGUGGUCGAGAAAGAAAUCCCCAUCUCUGUUCACUCGCGUCAUCUCCAAAUUCAAGCGAAAUUCAUCCAAAAACACCAAGAAUCGCGAUUUUCCCUCUCCGGGCUCCUCGUCAUUCUAUACAGAAGGAAGAUUCUACAGCAUGAACAAAGACGACAGGUACUGGAGAAUCUCCUUCAGCUACGACGGAAUCCAGCCGCGGCAGAGUAUCAACCCCAUCUGGCUAGAUCCCGACGUGUUUUCCGGCUCCAACAAGCUCGGAUCGGCUGAGCCUCCCAGGAAGAAUUUCACUGAGAUGGUUUCGGAUAUAAAGCGGAUGAGAGACAGAGAAAGGAGAAGGUAUAAAAUUGGAGGAGAGACAGAGCUUCCUCCAAAGGAAUCCGAAGAUUCUAGAAACUGUCGGGUGGACACGAGCCGGUUCAGGAACAUAAAGGUCAAACCCGAACCUAAAACCGAGGCCCGGGUGAGAAGAACAAGGGAAAAGGUUAGGGCCAUCAAGGCGUACUCCCCGAGAACCGAGUGCAAGAUCAGGGCCCUCGAGGAGAUACGUAAAUCGAGGACAAAGGCCAAGAAGAGGGUUCCGAAGGAGCGGGUGGUGGAGGGGAACACAGUUUUUGAUGGCUUUGCGGUGGUCGAGAUGUCGCUCGAUCCGCAUCGAGAUUUCAAGGAUUCCAUGAUUGACAUGAUUCGGGAGAAGGGGAUAGGGCAUCCUGAUGAUCUCGAGGAAUUGUUGGCUUGUUAUUUGACGUAUAAUUCCGACGAAUAUCAUAAUUUGAUCAUUAGCGUAUUCAGACAGGUUUGGGUCGAGCUCGGAAUUAGGAGUUGA